AUGGAUGUGGAAAAAUUAACUGAUAUACUUGAAAAAAAAGAAAAUUUAACAAUUUAUUCAAAAGAAUUAUUAAUAAUAUUAAAUAAUUUUCAUAAUGAUCGAAUUCUAAUUGAAAAUUCUCUUAAUGAAUAUCAAAUUCAACGUGAAAUAUUAUAUUUAAGAACAGUUUGUGAACAUUUUAUUUUAUCAUCAAUUGAUGAUAAAAUUUGGCGUAUUUGUAAUCCUUCAUAUGCAUGUAAAGUAUCGCGUAAGUUUUAA
Rotaria sp. Silwood1 is the source of this 258-nucleotide messenger RNA. Lineage: Eukaryota; Metazoa; Rotifera; Eurotatoria; Philodinida; Philodinidae. The record is from the annotation of a GenBank genome assembly.